Messenger RNA from Corylus avellana, 1658 nucleotides. RefSeq names its product Radical SAM superfamily protein (gene BIO2). NCBI's taxonomy places the organism in Eukaryota, Viridiplantae, Streptophyta, Magnoliopsida, Fagales, Betulaceae. Gene Ontology annotation, molecular function: biotin synthase activity; 2 iron, 2 sulfur cluster binding. Gene Ontology annotation, cellular component: mitochondrion. The record is from RefSeq and is a predicted model, not a curated record. Gene Ontology annotation, biological process: biotin biosynthetic process.
GUACCAUGGAAGCUGAGAUUAACGACAAGAGAAGAGGGAUUGAGAUUUGAGUGAGUGAUUGCGUCAGCGGGUGGGGGGCCCAACAGUCCACGUAGAAGUGACGGUUAGUGAGUUGAGCCGUGUCUCACUCUUCGACUCUCCCUCACUUGGGUGGGGGUUAGGUGGCGAGUAGUUACCGACUUACCACAUGCCUCGGUUUUUCAGCCUCCUCUGUCCGCCUCCAUUCUUAUUUCAUUUUCCAGGAAAAUCGUUUUCCUCUUUUGCUCGGUUUUCUCGGGAAAGCAAGUGAGGCCACGCCUUCCCCAUUUUUUUCUCGGGAACCAAACAUGUUUUCGGUUCGGUCAAUCGUUGGUCCCCAGCUGAGACGCUCAAUCCGCCAGCUGCAUUCUGCUUCUUCGGCUGCUGCAUUUGAAGCUGAGCGAACGAUAAGAGACGGUCCCAGGAAUGACUGGGCGCGAGACGAGAUCAAAUCCAUCUACGACUCUCCCGUCCUAGAUCUCCUUUUCCAUGGAGCUCAAGUUCAUAGACAUGCUCAUAACUUUAGGGAAGUGCAGCAGUGUACUCUUCUCUCAAUUAAGACGGGUGGAUGCAGUGAGGAUUGCUCAUAUUGUCCUCAAUCCUCUAGAUAUGACACAGGACUAAAGGCACAAAAGCUUAUGACAAAGGAGGCUGUUAUGCAGGCAGCAAGAACGGCAAAAGAGGCUGGUAGCACGCGUUUUUGCAUGGGUGCUGCAUGGAGGGACACAGUUGGAAGAAAGACCAACUUCAAUAAUAUCUUAGAAUACGUAAAAGACAUAAGGUAUCUCCCAUGUUCCAGGGAUAUGGGGAUGGAGGUGUGCUGCACCUUGGGCAUGCUAGAGAAGCAGCAAGCUGUUGAACUCAAGAGGGCUGGCCUGACAGCUUAUAAUCAUAAUCUUGAUACCUCAAGGGAAUAUUAUCCAAAUAUCAUCACCACAAGGAGUUAUGAUGAGCGCCUAGAAACCCUUCAGUUUGUCCGCGAUGCAGGCAUUAAUGUCUGUUCAGGAGGAAUAAUAGGUCUUGGAGAAGCAGAAGACGACCGAGUAGGUCUUUUACAUACAUUGGCAACGCUCCCUACCCACCCAGAGAGUGUCCCUAUCAAUGCGCUGGUUCCAGUAAAAGGCACACCUCUUCAAGAUCAGAAGCCAGUUGAAAUAUGGGAGAUGAUUCGGAUGAUUGCCACAGCACGUAUAGUCAUGCCAAAAGCAAUGGUCAGGUUGUCAGCUGGCAGAGUUCGGUUCUCCAUGCCCGAGCAGGCAUUAUGCUUUCUUGCCGGCGCAAAUUCAAUCUUCACUGGCGAGAAGCUGUUGACUACUCCUAAUAAUGAUUUUGAUGCUGAUCAACUUAUGUUCAAGGCGCUUGGACUUGUUCCAAAAGCUCCCAGUUUUGGCGAUGAUGUGGAAGAUGCUCACGAGGCAGCAGUUUCUGAACAAGCCGUUUCCAGUUCGGGGUAAAUAACUGGUUCAACUCAAAGGCAGUGAAUCGUCCAUUCUUUUUGUUGGAGUCAAUGGCCUCUUUCUAAUUAUUAAUAAUCGUUGUGGAAUUAUAUAUGACAACAUCUUGGUCUCUCAAGGACAUUUAGUUAGCAUCUGCAGUUGCAAAUCUCUGGCUCAAGUAAUUUAAAGGAACGAAUUCAUCCA